UUUCGGGGUUUGUGCUUCUCGAAAUGCGUGUCCUAUUGGAUUUCCGUCGUCUCUUGUUCCGUCGGUUUUGUCCGGCGCUUCUGUUGCUCCACAGAACUCCACCAUCCAACACCGGCGGCACUUCCGCAGUUGGAAUCGUCAAAGGACGCCGACUUGAUUUCUCAGCUACUGCUUGAACACCACAAUCCAUUUCACGCCAUGGAAUCCUCUCUUCAGCUUCAUGGCGUUUCCUUCACCCCUUUCCUUGUCCAUCAGAUUCUCCUCCGCCUCAAGCACUCUUCUAAAGUUGCCCUCUCUUCUUUCACUAUAUAUAUUCCCAAUUCCACCGACGACGACACCUGCACCACCGCUUUCAAUCUCCUCAUUGACAUUCUAUGCAAAGUUCGCCAGUUCGAUGUUGCCUGGCAGCUUAUUGUCCAAAUGGAACAGAAAUCCAUUAAAAUGAACUUCACUACUUUCUAUUUGUUGAUCCGUAGGCUUAUCUCUGCUGGCUUCACCCGUCAAGCUAUUCGGACCUUCACUGAAAUGCACAUAUUUCUCGAUGAAGAUCAAGUUUGGAAAUCCUACUUCUGUUAUCUUCUUGAUACCCUUUGUAAAUAUGGAUAUGUCAAGGUGGCUACUCAAGUGUUCAAUAAAGAGAAAUGGAGAUUGGAGCUCAACUGUAAGCUUUAUACCAUUCUCAUUUAUGGUUGGUGUAAAGUGAAGGAUAUUGCGAUGGCAAGGAGGUUUCUUGGGGAGAUGUUGGACAAGGGAAUUCUUCCAAACGCGGUACGUUACAAUGUGUUGUUGAAUGGUAUUUGCAGGAGAGCGAGUUUGCAUCCGGUUGGUAGGUUUGACAAGGUAAUUAGGGACGCGGAGAAGGUGUUUGAGGAAAUGACUCAAAGUGGUGCGGAACCAGAUGUGACCAGCUACUCCAUACGCCUGCAUGUCUAUAGCCGGGCUCAUAAGCCUGAGUUAUCACUUGAAAAAUCAAGGAUUAUGAGAGACAAAGGGAUAUGCCCGAAUAUUGUGACAUAUACCUCGGUCAUCAAGUGCCUCUGCUCUUGUGGUAGGCUUGAAGAUGCGGAGCUGUUACUCGAGCAAAUGGUUUCUAACGGGAUAACUCCCACAUUCACAACUUACAAUUGUUUCUUUAAAGAGUUUAAAGGGAGGAAGGAUGUAGAUGGUGCAUUGAGGUUGUACAGGAAAAUGAAGCAGGGUUCCCUCUGCUCACCAAGCGUGAGUACGUUCAAUAUAUUGUUGGGGAUGUUAUUGAAAUUGGGUCGAAUAGGGACGGCAAUAGAUAUUUGGGACGAUAUGAAGGAUUCUGGAGCAGGGCCUGAUUUAGAUUCAUAUACAUUGUUGAUUCAUGGAUUUUGUGAGAAACAAAAAUGGAAAACGGCGUGUGCAUUCUUUAUGGAAAUGAUAGAAAAGGGAUUUCUGCCACAGAAGGUCACCUUCGAGACCCUUUACAGAGGCUUAAUACAAUCCAAUAUGCUGAGAACUUGGAGAAGAUUAAAAAAAAGGCUUGAUGAGGAAUCAAUAAAUUUUGGUUCAGAAUUUGAAAAUUAUCACCUCAAGCCUGAUAGAAGGGAAUCUGAUGAAGUUCUGCAAGGGGUACAAGGCUGAACAAUCUGAUGUCAAGCUAAAAAUCUAACUGAUAUUUCCUGAUUCAUGGGGAGCUAUUUAUAAUUGAUGAUGUAACAGAAUCAAGGGCAAAAGUAAGAUCUUGGGCUUUAGUUCAGGCUGUAAUGGGCGACGCCAGGCACAUUGAAGGAGGCACUCUUCAUCUCAAAGGCCUCCUAUGUACCAACGACCACAUGCUCUUCCUCCUCAUCACCAAUCUUAAGGAGGAACAUUCUCCCAACCCAAGUAUUGAAAUGAGUCGGAUUGAAAGUUGUUCAACCAGAGGAUGGAAAGUACCCAAACGGAUGCUAAAAUGGCUUCUCACACUACUUCCAUCAGCAAUCUUGAAGUACAAAUGGGCCAAAUUUCUCAAGCCCUCAAUUCUUUGACCAAAGGGUGCUCUACCAAGUAAUACGGUGGCUAUAAUCCCAAAGGUACAUACGUAGGAGAGAAAAUGGAGAACUUUAGGGUAACGUCAACAAAAUAUAAAGAAUAUCGGCAACUCAGCCUCAGUGAGAGUGAAUAAAAAGGCAAUGGAAUGUUGCUGAAUGUUGAGUGUGUUGUAUUUUAUCCCUUUUUGUAAUGCAUGGAAUGUUGGGUGUUUUCCCCACAUCAUUUCCUCCUU
Messenger RNA from Capsicum annuum, 2230 nucleotides. Its product is annotated as pentatricopeptide repeat-containing protein At2g13420, mitochondrial-like. Lineage: Eukaryota; Viridiplantae; Streptophyta; Magnoliopsida; Solanales; Solanaceae. Gene Ontology annotation, molecular function: protein binding. The record is from RefSeq and is a predicted model, not a curated record.